AUGCACCGCACGUUGCGAAAAAUCUUCGACCGCCAAACAUGCGAUAAAAUAGAGAGCAUGAAGAUCCUCCUCGUGGGGGCGGGCGGAAUAGGUAGUGAAUUUCUAAAAAAUAUAAUCACCAUAGGUUGUAGAAAUAUCGACAUAGUGGACAUUGACACAAUUGAUAUCACGAACUUGAAUAGACAGUUUCUGUUUAAGAAGGAUGACGUGAAGAAGUACAAGUCCUUUGUCGCCAAGCAGAGGGCUCUCCAGCACAAGAAGGAUCUGAACAUCAACGCCUACACAUUCGAUGUGUGCACCAUGAAGGGAAGUGACAUAGCAAAGUACGACUACGUUGUCAACGCUCUCGAUAAUAUUAAGGCAAGAAAAUAUGUAAAUAAAUUAUGCGUAAUGGAGAAAAAGGUAUUAAUUGAAGCAGGCAGCACAGGUUAUAAUGGCCAAGUGUAUCCCAUCCUUGCAAAUGAAACAAAAUGUUACAACUGUGAAGAGAAACCAAAAAAUAAAACAUAUGCCAUUUGUACAAUUAGGCAAACCCCAUCGUUACCUGAACAUUGUGUAGCAUGGGGGAGACUUAUUUUUGAAACUUUUUUUUGUAAAAGUGAUAAUGAAACUUUGAUUGAUAUUAAAAAUCACAUUGAGGAAGAAUCAAAGAAAAGGAAUAUGGAGCAGUAUGAAAUUAUCACCUUCAUUUUUAACUACCUCUUUUACGACACCAUUAAGGAGCUAGCCACAUUGAAGAAGGACUACGGCACGGAGCCCAUCCCCAUACUGUUCAAGGAUAAUGCAAAGAAGGAAGACAAAUGUGAUGAGAUGGAAAAGGAGGAAAGUAACACCUUAAAAGAAGGGGAACCUCCCCAUGGGGGUGGACAGAACGAAGCACAUAAACACAAGGAAACCGAACCGGCCUCCAUCACCCUGUGCUCUCAAAAUAUCUGGAAACAAGAUGAAUGCAUAAAAAUGUACACAGAAGCAUUCGAAAAAUUGUAUAGUUACUUAAACAUAAAUAAAAAAACAGAGGAAUACCUGGUGUUUGAUAAAGAUGAUGAUGACUGCAUCAAUUUCAUAACAGCCAUUUCGAAUUUACGAAUGAUGAAUUUUUCCAUUAAGCAAAAAAGCAAGUUCGAUGUGCAGUCCAUCGCCGGGAACAUCAUUCCUGCCAUUUCAUCUACCAACGCGAUUGUGGCUUCCUUGCAGGCCUCGCAACUUAUUCAUGUUAUUGAACACUUGGAACGUGUGAAGGGGGGAGACGAGGCGGUCGAAAAAAUCAGUCUAAGAGACAGCAAGGCAAAACACGUGUGGGUUAAAAGUAUAGUCAGCGGAAAUAAAAUGUUCUCACGUGGAAAUAUUGUGAACGCAGAAAAUUUGGAAGCGCCCAACCCCAGAUGUUACAUAUGCCAACAGCCCAUGAUAGAUAUUUAUAUCAAAAGUUUUAGCGAAAUGACGCUAUACGAUUUUGUAAAAAAUGUAUGCACAAAUGAGUUGGCUUUCUUGUAUCCCUUCCUGGACAAACAAGAUAGAAACAUCUUCGACUAUGAUUCCUUUUUGGAGGAGGACGAAGAGUACAUAAAGAGCUUGUAUAACUCACUGAGCGAAUGGGAUAUUAAGAAUGACGAGAUUCUUAUUUUGACAGACUUCCAGAAUGAUAAGGACCAGCUGGAGAUUCACCUGAAGGAGGAUCCCACGCUCGAAGUACCCUACGACAUAAAGCAGAAAGUUGUUAAGAAAACGAAAGCGGAUGAGCUCAAUGGACCGGAGGCGCCACCCCCCAGCUCGAAAAAAAGGAAACACAUAAACGAGGAGGAAGAGCCCCUGAACGAUAAAAAGAAGGCGCGCACCCAGAACAAGGUAGAAGAAAUCGUCAUCGACGACGAAGAAUGUGUGAAUGAUAGUUUGGUGCUAAUCGAUUGA
Messenger RNA from Plasmodium knowlesi strain H, 1908 nucleotides. RefSeq names its product SUMO-activating enzyme subunit 2, putative. Gene Ontology annotation, cellular component: SUMO activating enzyme complex; cytoplasm. Bases 1 to 1908 code for a protein of 635 amino acids. Gene Ontology annotation, biological process: protein sumoylation. Gene Ontology annotation, molecular function: SUMO activating enzyme activity. Lineage: Eukaryota; Apicomplexa; Aconoidasida; Haemosporida; Plasmodiidae. The record is from RefSeq and is a predicted model, not a curated record. The transcript is spliced from 2 exons.